GCAGCCUGAUCCGGAUGUUGUUUUCCCUGGCCCGGUGAUGGAGCAGAGCGAGUGAGAGCGGUUGAGAGACAGAGGGAGAGAGAGAGAGAGCUGCUGUCCACUGUACCUUGAGAAAUCUUUUACACAAAAUCUGUAACUGAAGAAUAAUCAUGUCUCGAGCACGGCAACCACCACUGGUAACUGGGAUCUCACCAAAUGAGGGAUUUCCCUGGACAAAAGUAACAAUCAGAGGAGAGAAUUUGGGAACAGGAACCAUGGAUCUUAUAGGUUUAACAAUCUGUGGACACAACUGUUUGCUGACCGCAGAAUGGAUGUCUGCUAGUAAAAUAGUCUGUCGAGUUGGAACGGCAAAAAAUGACAAGGGCGACAUCAUUGUAACCACUAAAUCAGGAGGCAGAGGAACUUCGACUGUCUCCUUUAGGCUGAUGAAGCAAGAGAAAAUAGGUAUCCUGGAUCAGUCAGCUGUCUGGGUUGAAGAAAUGAACUAUUACGACAUGCGUACUGAUAGGAAUAAAGGGAUUUCUCCACUGUCUCUGCGCCCAGCAAACCCUCUUGGUAUAGACAUAGACAAAGGCAGAAUUCCUCAGAAGGACCUGGAAGGAUUAUUUCAGGGUAUGAGUGGUGAUUUUACCAGUGAAAAAUUCUCUGCCACCUGGUAUCUGAUAGAAAACCACUCUGCUACAAGCUUUGAUCAACUGAAAGUUGCUGCAAAUUUUUUAAGGAAGCAGGCAAACAAGAAGAAUGAGGGGAGCUUAGCCUAUGUGAAAGGAGGCCUCAGUACAUUUUUUGAGGCUCAGGAUGCACUUUCAGCAAUUCAUCAAAAACUGGAAGUGGAUGGGACGGAAAAAGUGGAAGGAUCUAUGACGCAGAGAUUGGAGAAUGUACUCAACAGAGCAAGUAACACUGCAGAUACUCUGUUCCAAGAAGUCUUGGGACGCAAAGACAAAGCAGAUUCUACAAGAAAUGCCCUAAAUGUUCUUCAACGUUUUAAAUUCCUCUUUAAUCUCCCUCUUAACAUUGAAAGGAACAUUCAAAAGGGCGAUUAUGAUGUUGUUAUAAAUGACUAUGAAAAGGCUAAGUCACUGUUUGGGAAAACUGAAGUUCGUGUGUUCCAAAAAGUUUAUGCUGAAGUGGAAACACGUAUUGAUGCACUGAGGAAACUACUAAUGAACAAGUUACUGGAGAUGCCAUCAACUUUGCAUGACCAGAAAAGAUAUAUAAGAUAUCUAUCCGAGCUCCACGCACCAGGUGACCCUGCCUGGCAAUGUAUCAUGGCCCAGCACAAGUGGAUCCUACAACUAAUGCAGAAUUGCAGAGAGAACUAUGUCAAAGGACAAAAAGGUGUGACCCUUCUCCAUAGCUCAAUGCUGGAUUUGGACAGUGAUGUACGGCCUUCUCCAAUUAGUCGCUUGACUCAAACUGCUUCAGUGAAAAGGGCCAGCAGUUUCCAAUCUUCUCGGGAUGACUCUUGGCGUUUUAAAGCCCCUCAGCCUGUAACCUUUGUUGACAAUCUGACAGAAAUUGUUAUAAGCCAACUGCCUAAUUUCUGGAAGCUUUGGAUAUCCUAUGUGAAUGGCAGUCUUUUCAGUGAGACAGGUGAAAAAUCAGGUCCAGUUGAGAAAUUGAAGAAAAAUGCCAGAUCCCGACAAAAUGACUUCAAGAAAAUGAUUCAAGAGGUCAUAAGUUCACUUGUGAAACUGAUCCGAGGAGCCCUUCUUCCAUCCAGCCUGGUUGAAGUAGAGCUGAGGCAAUAUGGAGGAUGGGAAGCAAAAAUGGAACUUUCAGGCCAAUGGCUAACCCACAUUAUUCAUACUAUGAGACUUAACUAUGAGUCUUUGACAGCACUGGAAAUACCAAAUGAUCUCCUGCAAGCCAUUCAGGAGCUAAUCUUAGAUUUACGAGUGCAUUGUCUGAUCAUUACAUUGCAGCAGACAGCCGAUGAUGUUAAGAGGCUGGCAGAAAAAGAAGACUGGGUUGUUGACAAUGAAGGAACCACUUCUUUGCCCGCUCAGUUUGAACAUCACGUUGUGCAAACCCUACAAACUCUCAAAGAAACCAUAGAUUGCAAGCUUGGCGAAACCAAUAUAUUUCAGCAUGAGAAAAACCAGCAACAUGUAUAUGAACUGUCCAUCAACAUCAUGAAGGUGUUCAUUGUUUCCUUGGAGUACCUGAGCACUAAAGCUGAUGGUGAUUCGGACAGCAUACACCUUUCUGUGGACAUUUCAUCCCCAGACUUGCUUGGAAGCAUGCAUGAAAGCUUCAAUCCAACCGCAGAACAAAAACUAUUGAUUGUUCUCAGCAACUGUGAGUACUUGGCACAUCACACCUUCAACAAUUUGGCAGAACACUUCGCGAAGCAUGCUUUCCAAGAGACAGAGAAAAUUACUCAGGUGAGCAUUGAUGCAGUGAAGCACCUGGACCAGAGGCUUUUUGAAACGUAUAUUGAACUAAAAGCAGAUCCAAUUGUUGGUUCUCUAGAGCCUGGGAUUUAUGCUGGAUAUUUUGAUUGGAAAGACUGUCUUCCACCAACAGGUGUCAGAACUUACUUAAAAGAAGCUUUAGUUAACAUCAUUGCUGUACAUGCAGAGGUGUUUACAAUUUCUAAGGAUCUCGUCCCAAGGGUUCUUUCACGAAUUAUAGAAGCUGUUAUUGAAGAAAUGAGCCGAUUGAUGCAGUGCGUGUCUUCCUUUAGCCGAAAUGGAGCAUUGCAGGCCAGACUGGAAAUUUGUGCUCUUAGAGAUGCAGUUGCCUCAUUCCUGACUCCUGACAGCAAUUAUAGCUUCAAACAGGCCCUUGAAGCAUUGCCUCAACUUCCCAAUGGAGCAGAUAAAAAGUUCCUGGAAGAGCUCCUCAACAAAUUCAAGAGCAGCAUGCACUUACAGCUCACAUGCUUUCGGCCUUCCUCACGAGGCACGGUGAAGACAUAAUGAUGAAAAGGCCUCGGAGAGAUGUGGAUUCCUUACAGUGCAGAGCCUUACAGCAUGACAAAAUAUAACCCUCUUUUAAAAUAUGGUUCUACUUGCUGUUUUUCCCAACAAAAUUAAAUUCUUAUUUUAAAAAGCUUGAAGUAAAAUUUCUAAAAAAUGUUGCUUCUAACAGUACAUUAAAAGUUUCCUCGAUAUUCAUCAAGUACACUAUGAAACGUUGAAACUUGUGGUUUAAUGUCAGAUUCAGUGUUCUGAAGCAGAUAAUGCAGGUUUUGACUUAACUUGCAAAAAUGGAUAAACAAAUUAGAAGAGAGGAUGAAAAGGGACUAGUGAGUUCAGAUCCAAAAGAGAAUUUGUCUUGUUUAGCUUUCAUAGUGUUUCCUGUAUGUUAUUUAUGGCCUUUUAGAAGACUUGAGGGAUUAAGCACACAGUAUUUGUGCAAUGCUUUGCCAUCUUUAGAUUUAAAUUGAAAUAAUUGUGAAUAUCGUUAGACUUGCAUGGCUUUAACUUCUUGCAAGAAGCUUCAUUUGGAAGCAUUUUCUGCUGACUAAUUUACGCGUGUUCAAAAUAUGGAGUUAAUGAACUAAAUCUUUAUGUAUUUCAACUCCUGCGUAAUCAAAACUGUAAAUAAAUACAGUGCAACA
Carcharodon carcharias (great white shark) is the source of this 3571-nucleotide messenger RNA. RefSeq names its product exocyst complex component 2 (gene exoc2). Gene Ontology annotation, cellular component: exocyst. The coding region runs from base 150 to 2927 and encodes 925 amino acids. The record is from RefSeq and is a predicted model, not a curated record. NCBI's taxonomy places the organism in Eukaryota, Metazoa, Chordata, Chondrichthyes, Lamniformes, Lamnidae. Gene Ontology annotation, biological process: Golgi to plasma membrane transport; exocytosis. The transcript is spliced from 28 exons.